AUGUGUUGACUGCAUUGCUGUGGCAGGGCCCAACCAUGACUGUGGCAGCUGGAGCAGAGGGCACCUCGUCCGGUAACGACCUCACGGUCUUGGCCCCCACCUCGUCCAACGAGGUGCUGGUGGCGGCCGACGAGAGGUUCUACACGCAACCCAGCUGCAUUCCCCAUGGCCGGCCUGAACCCUCCCUGGUGCCAGCUACAGCACGCGAGAACAUCAGCGUGUCUGUGCUGCCUGCACCCCAAGAUGGCGACACCCGCGAGGGAUCCCGCGGGGCUGUGCCCGGGACCCCCUCCCCGGAUGAAGCCCGAGGCGCGGCGCGGGUCGCCGUGCCGGAGCUGACGGGAGCCGCGCAGGCGGCGGCGGGGCCGCUAAACCAACCACAACGCUGGGAGUACACUGGGGACCCAACCACGACUGUGGCGUGCGGAGCAGAGGGCACCUCGUUCGGCAACGACCUCACGGUCUUGGCCCCCACCUCGUCCAACGAGGUGCUGGCGGCGGCCGACGAGAGGCUCUGCUCCCAACCCAGCUGCCUUCCCCAUGGCCUGCCGGAACCCUCCCCGGUGCCAGCCACAGCACGAGAAAACAUCAGCGUGUCUGUGCUGCCUGCACCCAAGUUGGCGACCCCCGCGAGGGAUCCCGCGGGGCUGUGCCCGGGACCCCCUCCCCGGAUGAAGCCCGAGGCGCGGCGCGGGUCGCCGUGCCGGAGCUGACGGGAGCCGCGCAGGCGGCGGCGGGGCCGCGUCUGGGGGCGGAGCCUCAGGUGAGGGGGCGGGGCCCCGGGUGGCGGGCGGGGCGGGGCCCGCUGGCGCCACUCAGCCAAUCACAACGCUGGGAGUGCACGAGUGGGGGGAAUUGUUACAGGAAAAUGAUAGGCGACGUUUCAGAUAAUGGCCCUUCUGCAGAGCACAUCACAUCAAUUACAUAACGUCGCCUAUAUAAAAUUGCCCCAAAAGUCAAGACACAGAGUUACCGUAUUUAUUUGAACUAGUCACAGAGGAUGUUAUCAAAAUUAAUGAUAGUUAAAUUGUUAACUUUAAGAAUAAAUAAUGAGAACUAUGUAAUGUCAGUGUUAAGAUAAAUUAAGUAACCCUGUGUCUUAACUUUUGGGCCAACUUGUAUUUUGCACUCCUAUGAUGUUUGUGUUGUUCGUUGUUGUAACGUUCUUACCCGCCCCGACUGGACAUCUGUGAAAAAGAACUUUAUAGC
Molecule: messenger RNA, 1209 nt
Organism: Lethenteron reissneri (Far Eastern brook lamprey)
Lineage: Eukaryota; Metazoa; Chordata; Hyperoartia; Petromyzontiformes; Petromyzontidae
Source: RefSeq, a predicted model, not a curated record